Anopheles arabiensis is the source of this 1630-nucleotide messenger RNA. RefSeq names its product putative nuclease HARBI1. The coding region runs from base 993 to 1508 and encodes 171 amino acids. The record is from RefSeq and is a predicted model, not a curated record. NCBI's taxonomy places the organism in Eukaryota, Metazoa, Arthropoda, Insecta, Diptera, Culicidae. The transcript has 2 exons.
CUGACUAUACAUGGAUGUUACAGGAACUGUUAGCGUCCAGGUAUAGCGAUAGCUUGAAUGUAGAGUGAAGCGUACGUCCCCCGGUCAGUAGCAGAGCAGCAAUUCCACUUGGAGCCACUGCGAUUGCAAUUUUUGAUUGGCAUCCCGUGUACGCAAUAAUAGUUUCGAACAGAAACGGCUUCCCGGUGCUACCAGGUCCAUCAAAGAAAAAGAUCUGCCCAUGUGCCUCCUCUCGGCUGGAUUGUUCUGUCAAACCGUAGCUAUCCACUGCUGCGGUAAUUACAUUGUAAUUCGUUAUUCGUUGUUCAAACGAUUCACGUAUACUAAUAUGUUGUCCAGCACAUCAAUAGCAUAAGAGUGCUUCGCGUUCACCAGGGAAAAUAUUUCGGCAACGGAUAAGGCGUAUUGUAGCAGGUCUGGUCCUAUCUGCAUAAAGUCGGAUAACUGCAGAAUACAGGAAACAUCGUCAGCGUCUUCUGCGGCACCAUUUACCGCAGGUGCUGAUCAAUGACCCGUAUCGUAUAAGAAAACACGACUCGAUUGCGAUCGAAGCAAAAUUGUCGAUCGAAAUCGAAAUCGUCUCGAAAUAGGUAUCGCAUACGAUUUGUCGAUUUCGAUCGAGAAAACUUAUACGAUCGACUUGUCGAGCAGUUUGCGUUCUGUCAAACAGCGGUUUGUUUACAUUGCGAAUGCAGGGAGCAGUGAAUACAUGUGAAUGAGAAUACAUUUUAUCAUUGUGCUUUGCUAUUUAAUGAUGAUUGCUUCAAUUUUACUGUACAAUCGUGAUCGUCGAUCCGCAAAUGUGGAUUUAAAGAAAUAUCGGCGAAAAUUGCGAAAGGAAUUAGAUCCUUUGAGUUUAGACGAUGCCGCGUAAGUAAACAGUCCGGGUAGAAGAAGCACUUGUACUGAUAGCUUGCUAUAGUUUUAGGAAAAAUUUCCGGAUUUCGAAGGAUUUAUUUUUAGAUAUCCUUGAAAAAAUUGAACCAGCAAUAAUGCCGAAACACAAUCGUGGGUUAUCUGCAGAACAAAAACUGGCAGCAGCUCUAAAAUUUUUAGCACAAGGAUCCUACCAGCUGGGUGUAGGCAACGAUUUUACGGUGCCAAUGGGACAAUCGACAUUUUCCGAAAUGUUCGAUGAAACAUUACGUGCUCUGGAAAAUGAACUUAAGAGGCACAUAACGCUGGAAAUGACGGAGGAGGAACAAAUGGAGGCACGUAGAUUUUUCUAUGGUAAAUCUGGCAUUGCUGGUGCUGUUAUGGCUGUGGACGGUACACAUAUCAGAAUGAUAGCUCCUACUGAAGACUCAGUAAUAUAUUUCAACAGGAAAGGAUUCUACAGCUUAAAUGCGCUUCUUAUAUGUGACCACAAACACAUCAUUCGGUAUGUUAAUGCCAAAUAUAGUGGAUCGAAUCACGAUGCAUUUAUUUUUGAUAACAGUCCAGCUAAGUCAUUCUUUGAGCAAAAGUGGAGGAAUGGUGAAAGAAUGUUUAAACUGUUGGGUUUGUAGAACAACAAUUAACAUUAAAUUAAAGUGAUAUGCAAUAAUUUGAACAGAUUUUUAUUCAUUUAUUGUUCCAUAAAUUUAUACAUUACUGUUUUGUAAAUAAUAAUUUCACUCAUAUUUUUCAU